AUGGGUCAACGCCUUGGGGCAGGAGGUUUGGGUGGAGGAGUGCUUGGAGCAGGCGGCCUCGGGGCUGGCAGAGGUCAGGGAGCUGGAACAGGCUACGUACCUGGAGGUGGCUAUGGAGGAUAUGGAGGUGGUUUUGGACCAGGUGCUGGACAAUACCCAGGAGUUGGUGGAACUGGUCCCAAACCUCCUAAAACAGGAGCAGGUUAUGGGCCUGGUGGUGCAGGAGUUGGGCCUGGUGGUGCAGGGGUUGGGCCUGGUGGUGCAGGGGUUGGACCUGGCGGUGCAGGAAUUGGGCCUGGUGGAACAGGAUUUGGGCCUGGUGGUGCAGGAUUUGGGCCGAGUGGAACUGGAUUUGGUCCUGGUGGUGCAGGAAUUGGGCCUGGUGGUGCAGGAAUUGGGCCUGGUGGUGCAGGAGUUGGGCCUGGUGGGACUGGAUUUGGUCCUGGUGGUGCAGGAGUUGGGCCUGGUGGGACUGGAUUUGGUCCUGGUGGUGCAGGAGUUGGGCCUGGUGGAACUGGAUUUGGGCCUGGUGGAACUGGAUUUGGGCCUGGUGGUGCAGGAGUUGGGCCUGGUGGAACUGGAUUUGGGCCUGGUGGUGCCGGAGUUGGACCUGGAGGAGGAGUUGGUCCUGGUGGAGCCACUGUGCCAGGAGGAGCUCCAGUGCUGCCACAGACUGGUACUACUGGGGGAGGACCUGGAGGAAAGACUGCAGGUAAAGCAUCAAAACAACUUCCAGGAGUUGGGGUGCCUGGACUCUAUCAAGGUGGAUAUGUACCAGGCCAAGGUUUUGGAGGCCGUGGUGUUCUCCCUGGAGUGGCCACAGGAUCUGGACUUGGGCCUCAGACUGGAGCUGGGGUACUUGGCCAGGGGGGUGUUGGACCAGGAGGAGCAAGCAAUGGUCGUGGACAGCAGUUGCCUGGGAUUUUUCGUGGUUACCCUCUCAUAACACCAAAAUCAGGGGCGGGAAAAUCGAAGAAUCCAGCCAAAGCUGCAGCUAAAUACGGUGGAGCUGGAGCUGGAGGGGGUGCACUGGGUCAAGGAGGCACUUUGGGUAUUGGGGCUGGAAGACUACCAGGAGGAACAGGAGUCACAACCGGGUUAGGAGGUGGAGUUGGAACAGGAGGCGGACCAGGAGCUGUACCUGGAUUUGGAGGGGGAGCUGGAACAGGAGGUGGACCAGGAGCUGUACCUGGAUUUGGAGGGGGAGCUGGAACAGGAGGCAGACCAGGAGCUGUGCCUGGAUUUGGAGGUGGCGCUGGAACAGGAGGUGGACCAGGAGCUGUGCCUGGAUUUGGAGGUGGAGUUGGAACAGGAGGUGGACCAGGAGCUGUGCCUGGAUUUGGAGGUGGAGUUGGAACAGGCAGCGGGCCUGGAGUUGCUGGCAACAUACCUGGCUUAGGUUAUGGUCCCAGCUCAGCCAAAGCACGCAAAUAUGGUCAGCUGGGUGGUACAGGCACUGGUGCUGUUGGAGGGCUUGGAAGGGGAGGAUUAGGUGGAGGAGCUGGAGUUGGUCCUGGCACUGGUGCAACUGGAGGCCUUGGAGGACCAGGAGGAGGAGUUGGACUUGGCAUGGGAGGGGGACCUGGCUCUGGGGUUGGUUUUGGUCCAGGUAGUACUGGCACUGGGUCAGCUGGUCUUGGUUAUGGCCCUGGAGGAACGGGUUAUGGGCCAGGAAGAACUGGGUAUGGUCCAGGUGGAACUGGAACUGGAUUAGGAGGAGCAGGAACUGGACCUGGGGGGUAUGAUGCAAGCGCCAAAGCUCGAAAAUAUGGCAUGUUAAGUGGAGCCCUUGGAGGUUCGGGAACAAGUACUGGAGGAGUAGGACUUGGUGGUGCUGGGACAGGCUAUGGACCAGGCAGAGGAGUCGGACCUGGUGGUGCUGGUACAGGCUAUGGACCAGGAGGACUUGGGCCUGGUGGUGCUGGUACUGGCUAUGGACCAGGAGGAGUUGGGCCUGGUGGCGCUGGUACUGGCUAUGGACCAGGAGGAGUUGGGCCUGGUGGCAUUGGUACUGGCUAUGGACCAGGUGGAGGAGUCGGACCUGGUGGCGUUGGUACAGGCUAUGGACCAGGAGGAGUUGGGCCUGGUGGUGCUGGCACUGGCUAUGGACCAGGUGGA
Molecule: messenger RNA, 2118 nt
Organism: Plectropomus leopardus (leopard coralgrouper)
Lineage: Eukaryota; Metazoa; Chordata; Actinopteri; Perciformes; Serranidae
Source: RefSeq, a predicted model, not a curated record